Messenger RNA from Acipenser ruthenus (sterlet), 2000 nucleotides. RefSeq names its product zona pellucida-like domain-containing protein 1. The coding region runs from base 208 to 1452 and encodes 414 amino acids. The transcript is spliced from 11 exons. Gene Ontology annotation, cellular component: cell surface. The record is from RefSeq and is a predicted model, not a curated record. NCBI's taxonomy places the organism in Eukaryota, Metazoa, Chordata, Actinopteri, Acipenseriformes, Acipenseridae.
ACACCAGCUAUUAUGAUAAGGAUACCGUCACUGGUAUCAGGUAUUACCUGCGCAGAGCUUAUAAAGAGAUGCUUGAUGGUGCUUGAGGUACGACCAGGCUUGUGAACAGCACAGGGCAGCACCACGGAUAAGACGCAGACCUGAACUCUGAGUGAUUUGAAGUGGUCGUGUUUCUCUUCCAGACGCAGUCCUGUGAUUUGCUCAAAGAUGUUGUGUCUGUGUGUCUCGCUGGCUGCCCUGGUCCUUCCCCAUUACGCAGCAGCCCAGUACAACUGCAGUGCAGCGCUACAGAGAACCCCAGUCAAUGAUGAUAUGACAGUGGUUUGCGGACCGCAGUUCAUUACAAUGACUGUGAACCUGUGCACGGCGCUCUAUGCUGGCUUUGACCCCACGGGACUGGCUGUGAACAGCCGGCAGAAUGACUCUCAGUGCAAGGGACUCAUCGACUCCACAGUCACUCCUCCAGUCAUCAGAUACAGCCUCCCUGUCAAUGGCACCCUGGAUAAUAUCUGCAGCAACAGCAUUCAGAUCGUGAACGAGGGUGCAGGGACUGGCUUUCUCAGCUCCUUCUCAAACAUCCAGUCAGUUGUCAUCAGCGGCUACAUCGACACGCGCCAGUCCUCCAGCGGGCUGAUCAGCUACUCCACAGACCUGUACUACGGCUUCUCCUGCCGCUACCCUCUGGAAUACAUCCUGAACAACACACAGAUCAUCACGUCCUCAGUGUCUGUGGCUGUGAAUGGCAACAAUGGUACCUUCAUCAGCACGUUAAGCAUGAAGCUGUAUAAUGACUCUUCCUACACCUAUCCACUGUCAGUCCCUGAAACCGGCAUCCCUCUGAAGACUAAGGUCUUUGUGCAAGUCAGGGCCAGCAACCUCACUGCAAGUUUCCAUGUUCUGCUGGAUCACUGCUUCGCCACGCCGGAUCCUUUCAACAUGACGUUAACCGAACGCCACGACUUUUUCAUCGGCUGCUCCAAAGAUAACCAGACGACCAUCAUACAGAACGGGGACGGCCUGACUUCUCAGUUCCGCUUCGAUGCCUUUCGAUUCCUGCAGCACAGGGACAGGAAAGUAUCCAGCAUCUACCUGCACUGUGUGACCAGACUGUGCCAGCCCUCCACCUGCAAGGAGCUCAAAGCGGCCUGCACUAACACUACAAGAAGGAGGCGUGAUGCUGAGACACAGCCCUUGGGCUCAACAGAGACCGUCACUGUUUCCGCUGGACCCAUCUUCACCAAAGAGCUCGACACUCUGGGUGAGAUCUCUGCUCAGCAGUCUGUUUACCACGAGACAUUGCAGGAAACUCUGACCGGCCUGGUUGUUGGCGUCGUUUUCGCUGUCCUGCUGGCGGUCGCUGCGGUCCUGGGAGGCUGGUUCAUGUUCAAGAAAUAUCACGUGGGAGCAAGAAAACCAGGACUGGAGGGAUACCCCAACCAGGGCUUCAACUGACCUCCCCAACACAUCCCAUAUUCAUACAGCUAGAGCACACGGAGUCUGGAGUGGAGGUGGAAUGGAGGCGGAAUGGAGAUGGAAUGGAGGCGGAAUGGAGAUGGAAUGGAGAUGGAAUGAAGUCUAUGUAAUUAUUAGAAUUGCACUAGUAAUGCUAUGUAUGGUAAUUUUGCACUUCAUAGAGGCAGUGAACCAGUUUGUAAUUUGAUUUGUUGUCUGUUCAUUUCCGUAGUGUUCAGGGUUCUGCUUCAGGGAUAGAGUGCUGCUAUAUCAGCUUUCAUUUCUAAGCAUCGUGUCACAGUUACUGCUGGUGUUGUUCGCUGGGGUUUGGGUUUAGUUUUUUAUGAUUGUGGAAACUGAUUUACUGCAGCAUGAAGCUAAUCUAAAUGAGGGGGGGGGGGCUGUACUGCAUCCUUCUACAAUAACAGCGUGUUCGCACACACACACACAUAUGUAUCUAUCACAGUUGAAUUCUAUAUGGUCUUCUGUACAUUGUAAUCCAUUAGCUUUGCAUUGUAUCUCUAAAUAAAGCCUCUGUAUGCACAAUG